Molecule: messenger RNA, 808 nt
Organism: Drosophila novamexicana
Lineage: Eukaryota; Metazoa; Arthropoda; Insecta; Diptera; Drosophilidae
Product: sperm-specific protein Don juan-like
Exons: 2
Coding region: 64-387 (107 amino acids)
Source: RefSeq, a predicted model, not a curated record
UACAGAAACGAGCUAUCGUAGACAUCAAAUUGAAAUUCCAAAAAACAAAAAAAUAAAUUAAUAAUGAAUCGUUUGAUAAAUAUUUCGGUUUUAAAAUUGACCGACAACUUGAUAGGCAACAGUCGAACUUUAAGUGGAUCCGGUAAGAAAUAUUCGGCCGAUAAGAAGGAUCCCUGCAAAAAGGAAGAUCCCUGCAAAAAGGAAGAUCCCUGCAAAAAGGAAGAUCCCUGCAAAAAGGAAGAUCCCUGCAAAAAGGAUGGCGACAAAAAGAAAGAUUCCAGCAAAAAGGAUGAUAAAGGCGGAAAAGACUCUAAGGACAAGGGCGGUUGCGAAAAAACAAAUGUAUCGACCGCGCCACGUUGUAAAGAUGGUAAGGGUAAAAAGUAGGCUUCAUCAUGUGCAAGACGCGCUCUCCUGCAUUCCAAAUGUUGGGUAUUUUUGGACACUGACCUGGCCUGGCGCCUUUGCAAAUGUGCAAACGGAAGAGCAGUCCACAUAAUGGAUCACAAAUUACCCAAAAACCCAAACGCAACAUGAAUCAGUUGUAGUUUAUAGCUGGCCGAGCACACUGAGAUCAUAAAACGCGAACGCUCGAGACAUUAUAAAGCCAUAAAGCAACAAGUAAAAUCGGCGCACAACAACAACAACAAGAAAAAAUAUAAGAAGAAGAAAUCCCAUAAAGAGUGAUAAAAGUCGUAACGAAACUGUGAAUUUCCAUGCGGGCACGCUGAAGUCUUACGAUAUGCUGAUCUCAAGAUGGAAGCGCAUACAAAUUUUAAAUAUAUAUUUAUUGCAAAAGCGAAAAAAA